This is a messenger RNA of Colletotrichum godetiae, 2649 nucleotides long. RefSeq lists its product as uncharacterized. NCBI's taxonomy places the organism in Eukaryota, Fungi, Ascomycota, Sordariomycetes, Glomerellales, Glomerellaceae. The record is from RefSeq and is a predicted model, not a curated record. The coding region runs from base 138 to 2222 and encodes 694 amino acids. The transcript is spliced from 3 exons. Gene Ontology annotation, molecular function: DNA-binding transcription factor activity, RNA polymerase II-specific; zinc ion binding. Gene Ontology annotation, biological process: regulation of DNA-templated transcription.
CAGCCCGCCCAGUCGCCGCUUCAACUCAGACAUCCACCUGACGCUCCACACACGUCUUGUGCUGCGCUGUCGCGGCGCACCACCAUCUGCCCACCACGUCUUCCACCAAGCUUCUUCGUCUCCAGACGCAGCACGCCAUGUCCCCGUCGUCGACGGGUGACUCCCCGCGUUCGGCCACGGGCAACGGUAACGCGGGGAGGUCUUUUCCCGUGCCGUCACGCGAGGCCUUCAACGUCGACGUUCCCUCACCUUCAAUGACCAACGGCAUCCACCCUCUCAAGUCGCCCGCCUCGCUCAAGGUGCAACGAACGCCCAGUUUCAGUAGAGAUGGUUUCCUAGGUUCCGUGCAAAAGGCCCGGAACAUGUCUCAGUCCUCCGAGAACCGUCCCGAUGCUCUGACCAAUGGCAUGCACACGGCGCCCAGCGACGAGGGGUCCAACCCGCUAAAGAGGAGAAACACAGACGUUGGCGUUGACUAUCCACGGAGGAGGGCCACCAUUGCAUGUGAAGUGUGUCGCUCCCGCAAGUCCCGCUGCGAUGGCACAAAACCAAAGUGUAAGCUCUGCACUGAGCUGGGCGCCGAGUGUGUCUAUAGAGAGCCCGGCAUCAAGCUGGAUGCUGGAGAUAAGCUGAUUCUCGAGCGCCUCAACCGUAUUGAAAGCCUGCUGCAGAUGAACAUGGUCGCCGGCCAGGGAAACGGCAUCGCCAUGAACCAGGAGUCGCCAUCGAUGAGUAACGGAUCAGGUCUCAACGGAGACAGCCUAAUGGGCAUACCAGGCUCAGGCAACGCCGUCUCCAUCAUCCCCAACGGCGGCCUGGGCACAUGGAACAACCCGACAAACAUAUCAACCAUGCCCAAGAUGCACACGAAUGCGGCACUUCAUCUUUUGCAAUGGCCUCUUAUUCGCGACCUUGUCUCUCGCCCGUAUGACCCGCAAGUCCUACUCCAGCUGGAAAUGGCCCGCGAGCCUCUUCAUUCGCUCACAAAGACGCCAUGUGUCGACCUGUCCAACACGACCGCCUACAUCGAGGCCUAUUUUGAGCGGGUCAACGUCUGGUACGCCUGCGUCAACCCGUACACGUGGAGGAGCCACUACCGAACGGCCCUCUCCAACGGCUUCCGUGAGGGCGCUGAAAGCUGUAUCGUCUUGCUGGUCUUGGCCCUGGGUCAAGCGAGCUUGAGAGGCAGCAUUUCGCGCAUCGUCCCUGGAGAGGACGCUCCCGGGCUGCAGUACUUCACGGCCGCGUGGGCGCUGCUGCCCGGCAUGAUGACGUCCAACAACGUCCUGGCGGCGCAGUGCCACUUGCUGGCUUCGGCCUAUCUGUUCUACCUGGUGCGGCCCCUGGAGGCCUGGAACUUGCUCUGCACCACUAGCACCAAACUCCAGCUCUUGCUCAUGUCCCCCAACAGAGUCCCGCCCAACCAGCGGGAGCUGACUGAGCGAAUCUACUGGAACUCACUACUAUUCGAGAGCGACCUGCUGGCCGAGCUGGAUUUGCCACACUCGGGCGUCGUUCAAUUUGAGGAGAACGUCGGCCUUCCUGGCGGCUUCGAGGGCGAGGAGCAAGAAGCGAUUGGCCGAGACGACCUCUGGUACUUCCUCGCCGAGAUUGCCCUGCGGCGGCUCCUCAACAGGGUCAGCCAGCUCAUCUACUCAAAAGACUCGAUGGCUUCCACCACCAGCCUGGAGCCGGUGGUGGCGGAGCUCGACUUUCAGCUGACGCAAUGGUACGAGAGCCUGCCGAUGCCGCUGCAGUUCCCCUUCACCCGCACCCUCCUCUCCGAUCCGGUGCAGACCGUGCUGCGCUUGCGCUUCUUUGCUUGCCGGACGAUCAUCUACCGUCCGUACAUCUUGGCCGUAUUGGACAACGAGCAGGCCGUGCUGGACCCGGCGGUGCGUGACAGCUGCCACAAGUGCCUGGAAGCCUCCAUCCGCCAGCUGGAGCACAUUUCACAACAUCACGCCGGCCACAUGCCGUACCUGUGGCAGGGAGCGCUCUCCAUCGUAUCGCAGACACUACUGGUCAUGGGUGCGACCAUGUCACCCUCUCUGAGUAGUAUCCUCCUCACCCUCGUUCCCCAUAGGGAAACCAUUGAUCAGAUCAUCAACGACGUGGUCAUGGAAAUCGAGCGAUACUCGACACUGGCCCCGAGUCUGAGCCUGGCAGCCGAAAUCAUCAAGGAGGCCGAAGUGCGAAGGAGGGCAUACCUGAGCGGUUGAAAGCCGCUCGGCCCGCCCGCCUAUUCGAAUUGAUCUACUUGUCUGCAGCGGGCCAUCCAUCUCAAGAAUGCGACCUGCGGCAGUCUCCAGCUCCACGUUGCUGACGGCCUUCAGUUGACGACUCUGCAUCGAGCGCCCCGCCACCCGUUUGAUCGGGAAAGCAGGCAUACACUGGCGGCAUCGCGUGCAAGCUACACUGAGCUGGUGGAGGCAUCCAUCUGGGGUGCAGACAGAAAUCCGGGGUCACGCCAUCUGGAAAUGAGGGUUGGACGUGGCCUGCGAAUUGGCGUGGCUUGGUUGGCGGGUAAUACUUGAUCUUACACGGUAUUCGGACCGAAAUCCCGGCACGUCCACCCACACAGCCAAUGAGCCAGCCUGGCGCCAACCCAUUUCGAGAUGGCUCUGCCGCCGACCCCCGAGGGAUAGA